AUGAAGUGGUUGCCCGAGAGCUGUAGGGAGUCACAAGAAAAUUUUUUUGGAAAGCGUGGCCUCAGUUGGCAUAUCACAGUUGUCUGUGAAAAAGGGGAUGCUCCACAACGGACAACAAAACAAGUAGUAACAGAUGAAGAUGAUGAUAACAGCAGCUAUAAUUCGGUAGGAAGUGACGAAGAAAAUGAUGAUUCGCCAAAAAUUUACUCUUACAAGAUAUUCGUGCAUGUGAUUGAACAUUGUACGCAGGAUGCGGAAGUUGUUACGGCCAUAUUACAUGAUGUAUUAACAAGAGUCAAACGAGAUAAUCCAAUAAUUAAUCGUGCAUUUGUUCGCUCAGAUAACGCCGGAUGUUACCACUCAGCAGCAACAAUAUUAUCACUACCACAAAUAUCGAAAGAAACAAAAAUUAAAAUUGAACGAAUGGAUUUUUCGGAUCCUCAGGCAGGAAAAUCAGUAUGUGACAGAUAUGCUGCUGUGAUCAAAGCACUUAUCCGGCGUUAUCUAAACGAAAAACAUAAUGUAACAAAUGCAUCGGAAUUCAUUGAGGCUUGCCAUUCAUAUGAUGGUGUGAAAGGAGUGCAAGCAUUUGAAUGUAAACUCCUCAGCACCAAAGAUACGUCAACACUCUCUAUUCCGAAAAUUACCACUAUCAACAACUUCGGUUUCGAAAAUAAUGGCCUUCGUGUUCAUCGUGCGUGGAACAUUGCAGCUGGAAAACUCAUUCCCUGGAAGAAUCUAAAGUCUACCAGCGCCAUUAGUCAUCUUCAAUGUGAAAAUUUAGUUCCGUCCACAUCAGCAACGUCCAGUUCAUCAACAACAUCAAUCAAAAACAAGACAAAAAUACACUCGUCAACAGCAUCCAGUGACACCACAAUAGCUGAAAUUCCUCAUGACAUUCAGACUACAUCAAGUCAAUUAUACGAAUGUCCAGAAGAAGGCUGCAUAGCUGCAUUCAUAAAAAAUGGUAAUCUGAUUAGCCACAUGGCACACAUGGCAAGUGGUAAACAUCGACGUAAAGUUGAACGUAUUUCUAUGAAAGAUCAAGGUAUGCAACUAUAUCAUUCGAAACUAGAAAAUACUGGAGAUAGACGUAUGAUAUCACUGGUAUUAGAAAUUACUUCUGCUGAUAAUCAGCGAUCGAAUAUCGUUCGUCCAGCACGUGGCUGGGCAUUGCCAAAAGAACGAACUCAAAAUCGCCUAACUCCGGCACAAAUAAAAUAUUUGACUGACAAAUUCGAUGACCGAUUACUGAAUAAAAUGCGUUGGAAGCCAGAAGAACUAGCCACUGAAAUGCAACAAAAGAAGUUGCCAAAUGGAAAAUUUUAUUUCACACCGAAAGAAUUUUUGAAACCAGGUCAAAUCCGCUCAUUCUUUUCAAGACUAAAAGCAUUACGUGGGAGACCACAAGAAAAAAUGGACGUCGAUGAAGAAGACGAAGAAGAGUUUGAAGAAGAACAGAAAUUCGCUGAAGUACCACAUCGAUUUAAAUUGCGCGAUGCAGUCGGUUUAGCUAAAAUAGGAACAACAGCCAUUCAGCACACAGCACAAAAUCGUCCAACAUCCACUGAUAGACGUUUACCAUCCACUCCCGAUAUCAGCGUCGACUAA
This is a messenger RNA of Didymodactylos carnosus, 1611 nucleotides long. NCBI's taxonomy places the organism in Eukaryota, Metazoa, Rotifera, Eurotatoria, Philodinida, Philodinidae. The record is from the annotation of a GenBank genome assembly.